CUCGUUCAUAGUACAUUACCACUACAAGCACAAAUCUCCGGCACCUAUGACAGCAUCCUUCUCCCUCGUAUCGACCAGACACCAAAGAUCGAGAGAUUGCCAACCUUGAUUCGUGCCCUCUAGUUCGCAGAGUAUGCGUUGUCUCUUCCCGUCACUCUCCCUCGUGCAAUCUGCCCGUCUGCCAGCUUACCUGCCGUGUGUCCGCAUCAUCCCUCCUGACACGUCAAUAUGGUUCAUGCCCACGCAACGCAUGACACUUGCAGCAUGCAGGGCCACGCCACGCCACGCCACGCCACGGCAUGCCACGCAGUCUCAUAACAAGAGACAAAAGGGAGCCGUGCGAACCAACGCACAAAUCCAAAACAGAUAGAUAUCCGAUGCGGCUUGUGCGAUGAUGGAGAGUAUAAGAAUAAAUCAAACCAAUGAUAGGUCUAUAGAGGAACAACGUGUAGUCGCAUGU
This is a messenger RNA of Bipolaris sorokiniana ND90Pr, 460 nucleotides long. RefSeq lists its product as uncharacterized. The record is from RefSeq and is a predicted model, not a curated record. The transcript has a single exon. The coding region runs from base 134 to 370 and encodes 78 amino acids. Lineage: Eukaryota; Fungi; Ascomycota; Dothideomycetes; Pleosporales; Pleosporaceae.